AUGGCGAAGGUGGGUGAAGAACAGCAACACCCCAACUACCCUACAUACUCCCGAGGCGUACUACAGAAAGAACAUGUUCAUUCUUUGCGUGGAAAUCCGCGAGCCCUGCAUUGCCACCAAUGGUUUCAUCAGUUGUUGGACACAGGAAACAUGUGCCAAAUGUACUAUACUAGUCAUGAAAUGACGUAUGGAUGCCAAUUUAGACUACAGAAAACUGUUAAUGAUAUGAGCCGGCUUGUUAUGGUGGUAACAGACAAAUCCAAUACCACUAAACCCUACAUCUUUCAUGCAAGAGCUAAUAACAUAGCAAAGCUCAGACCUCCAGUUAUAAAUGAGGCAUAUAGGACAAAGAAUCAGCAUUUACACGUGAGCUGGAAUGACUCUGUAUCUAAAAAUGUGGAGUAUGAAGUAUUAUGGAAAAUGUCCACAAGUGAAAUGGAAGAGUUAAUUCAGGAUAUAAAAAAUGUUUACAUAAAUAUUCCAAAUGCCUUUCCUGAUGUCACAUACAUUGUAAAAGCUCGAGCUAAACUAUCGAAAUAUAAACAUGAUGAUUACUUUCUCUGGAGUGAAUGGAGUGAGGAAAAGAAACUUCCAGGAGAAGACAGUGGAACAAUUAUAUCUAUGUUAAUACUAGUCCUUAUUUCAAGCAUUAUAGUUUUUGUUUUCAUCAUCCUACUUAUUUACAUGAGAAGAUUAAAGAUUGUUAUUUUCCCUCCAGUCCCGGAUCCAGGAAAAAUAUUCUCUUCGGAUCUUCAGCGAGGAAUUAAAGAUAGCAGAGUGAAUCUAUACAGCAGACCCCAGAAGGAAGAGAUAUGUCCAGUGUCUUUGGCAGACAGAUAGAAUGCCAUGUAGAAAAUGUGGAUGUUUACUUAUAUCAGACCUGAAAAUGUUGGUUCUGUAAAAAUGUUUGUCUACAAAAUGUCUUCAUUUGGCAGAUGCUCCUCUGGUUUUGAAUAAUUACAAAAUACUUGCAAAUUCUCAGGAAUGGGCAAGAUACACCGAAAGUUCUUAACAGACAUGGGGAUUCUCUGUCAACUGGAUGGAUUAUUGAAGCUGAAGACUUUGAGUAUACCCCAUGGUGACACAAGUAACCUUCAGUCAGGAACAUAGAUACAUACAUGGUGGAUGUGGAGGUAAUCGUCAUACUUAGGCCCUGGUGCCUAAAAGGGGGCCCAAAGAAGACCCCAGUAAAAGGCAUGUGGUAGGUGGAGGGAUGCUAAAGAGAAGCAAGAUGGAACAAGUGUGUCCUCUGGGAGGAUAAAAUACAGGGUAUACCCAAAAAAAUUGAAAAAUAGAAUGGAAAUUGCCAGAAAGUAAAGACAACAGAAUGUACAGAUAGCAAAUAGAUAGAGAGCCGGCACUGUAGUGUACUCUGGUGGUCCUGUAAAGCACUGAAGGUAGACUGGUACAGAUGGACGGGUGGUGCGGCAAGGGUAUCAGGGGUGCGCUUACAUGGAACAAAUAGAAUAGCUGAAUUCAACAAGUAGAAGGUACAUAAAAAGCACUUACCCGGUAUUAUGCCAAAGAAGGGUAUCUUUUAUUUCAGGGUUAAAUGGAAUACAGAAGUCAAGAUCGGGAAGAGGGAUCUCUUUUAUUUACAGAAGCAUUUCAAAAACUUUGUUUUAUUUCUAAUAGGUGAUGGCAAAGCCUUCAUAAAAGAUGUGAUAAUUGUACUUUCAAGUUCUUCACACUGUAUAAUGUGUUAUUUAUUUUUACUGUAGCUACCAGUCCUAAAUCAGUUUAGAUCUCAACAAACCCUACAGUGGGAAACAUUAUGGUUGGAUAUUGGUGGCCAGGGAUGAUUGAUUGAUUUUUGGCAUAGUGCGAAUUCUGCAUUACAGUAAAGUGUUAUUACAGAGCACUUUACACCCGUGCACAAUAGGCUCAUGUCACAUAGGAUGUCUGAAAUUGGUGUGUGUGCGAUUGAAGAGGUGUGCACUUUAUGUCAGGCCGGGGGACUUUUUUUCUUUCUUAUUUUUUUAUUCAAUAGUUCUUUAUUUAAUAGUUUAUUUUUAUUUUUCUUUCUUUACUAUGGGGACACAGGUUAGUAGAAAACACAUUUUCCUUGGGUUCCCUGCUGUCCCUAUAUACAAAUAAUUAAUACCAGUAAUCUAAUGGUAAUAGCUGCUAUCCUUGAUGUGUACAGUCAGACAUGGAGAGAAGAUGCAUAUCACAUCUUCUCUGUGGAAGUAGCAUUUGAGAGCACAACGCUAAAUAUGAAAGCUGCUUAUUGAUGUGGGUUCGGGUUAAA
Molecule: messenger RNA, 2251 nt
Organism: Hyla sarda
Lineage: Eukaryota; Metazoa; Chordata; Amphibia; Anura; Hylidae
Product: interleukin-13 receptor subunit alpha-1-like
Exons: 8
Coding region: 1-840 (279 amino acids)
Biological process (GO): immunoglobulin mediated immune response; cytokine-mediated signaling pathway
Cellular component (GO): external side of plasma membrane
Molecular function (GO): protein binding; cytokine receptor activity
Source: RefSeq, a predicted model, not a curated record